Messenger RNA from Aspergillus alliaceus, 660 nucleotides. RefSeq names its product GNAT family N-acetyltransferase. Gene Ontology annotation, molecular function: acyltransferase activity, transferring groups other than amino-acyl groups. The record is from RefSeq and is a predicted model, not a curated record. The transcript is spliced from 2 exons. Bases 1 to 660 code for a protein of 219 amino acids. NCBI's taxonomy places the organism in Eukaryota, Fungi, Ascomycota, Eurotiomycetes, Eurotiales, Aspergillaceae.
AUGUCCCAAAACAUCGAUAUUCAUUACGCCACCGAAUCCGAGGCAGCUGGCCUCGGCCGAAUAAAUAUUGUCAGCUUUCAACACCAAGCGUUCUGGGCAAAUGUGAUGCCUGGUAUCAAGCCGGAGUCCUGUUUACCGCUGAAGCAGGCUCGCUGUCUUGAGAAACUCGCCUCGCCUAGUUCUCAUGUCUUUUCUGCGGUGGAUACCAGUGCCGAUCGUGUAGUGGGGUACUCCCGAUGGACAAUCCCCUGGGAGGAGAGUAAAGUCGACUUAUCGGAGGAGGGCAAGACGAUGGUGGCGAAUGCGGCGAGUUUUCGACCGUUAGGGAUGAGGGAAGAUAUCUAUGAAGCAUUCUUUAAGACGCUGAAAGCGAGAAGAGACGUUCACCUGAAGGAAGGCGAUAUGGUUUUGGAUCUAUUAGCGACUUUGCCCGAAUGUCAGGGACAAGGAGUGGGCACUAAAUUACUACAAUGGGGGAUCCAACAGGCUGAUGCGCGGAACGCGCGCAUCUAUCUCGAGGCCACGCCGGAUGGACUUCCGCUCUACCAGAAGUACGGGUGGCGGAAGUUAGAGGACCUCAUUCUCGACUAUGCUCAGUACGGUGGUACCGGCAAGGCACACUUUGCACUAAUGAUGCGAGAACCUCAUUCUCACCCCUGA